AUGGACUUCAACGGCACCUGGCAGGUUUACUCUGAGGACAACCUGGAGGAGUUUCUCAAAGCAACAGGUGUGACUGAGAUGAUGCUCAAAAUGCGUAAGGAUGUCAAGCCGGUGAUAGUGAUCGAGCGGAAGGGGGACGACAUCACCUUUACAAUCAAGACUCCCCUCUGCACCAAAGUCAACUCGUUCACCAUUGGCAAGGAGUCAGAAUUCACUGCUUUGGAUGGCAGGAAGCUCAAGUGCACUGUGACCGAGGAGGAUGGGAAGCUUGUCACUAAGACGGAGAAGUUCACCUCUGUCCGGGAGAUCCAAGGAGAGGACAUGGUUGAGACUCUCACUACUGGUUCUGUGACUCUUGUGUCCAGAAGCAAACGAAUAUAAUCACUAU
This is a messenger RNA of Myripristis murdjan (pinecone soldierfish), 388 nucleotides long. It is a transcript of the gene fabp10b, whose product is annotated as fatty acid binding protein 10b, liver basic. The coding region runs from base 1 to 381 and encodes 126 amino acids. Gene Ontology annotation, molecular function: lipid binding. Lineage: Eukaryota; Metazoa; Chordata; Actinopteri; Holocentriformes; Holocentridae. The record is from RefSeq and is a predicted model, not a curated record. The transcript is spliced from 4 exons.